AUGGUGGUUAGAGAACACGACGAUUUGCCGGAGAAGUGUUUGGAAUUUGACAAACAAGCUCUUUCCGCCCCCGUGAAAACUGCAGUUGAGAAGUUCCAAUUAGUCCCUGAGUUCUUAAAGGUGAGAGGACUCGUCAAACAACAUUUAGAUUCCUUUAACUAUUUUGUGAGGACGCAGAUAAAAAAGAUUGUUCAAGCCAAUGACCUCAUCACCUCUAAGAUCGACCCAAAUAUUUAUUUGAGAUAUAAAGAUGUUCGAAUUGGUGAACCAUCUUUGUUAGCAGAUGGUUCAGUCGAUCAACUUAACCCCCAAAGGUGCCGCCUUUCGGACCUUACUUAUGCUGCUCCAAUAUACGUGAACAUUGAAUAUAUUACAGGAAGCCAUGGUUCACAGUCAAUCCAAACAAAGAAAGAUGUCAUCAUUGGGAGAAUGCCUAUCAUGUUAAGAAGUUGUCGUUGCAUCUUGUAUGGGAAGGAUGAAGAAGAACUUGCAAGACUUGGUGAAUGCCCACUCGAUCCUGGGGGGUACUUUGUCAUUAAAGGAAAUGAGAAGGUGAUUUUGAUACAAGAGCAACUUUCAAAGAACAGGAUAAUCAUUGAUACUGAUAAUAAAGGAUGUGUGCAAGCAUCUGUGACAAGUAGUACGGAAGCAACAAAAAGCAAAACAGUUAUAAAGAUGGAGAAAGAAAAGAUCUAUCUGUACCUAAAUCAGUUUUCAACCAAGGUCCCUAUCAUGAUUGUCCUGAAAGCUAUGGGUAUGGAAAGCGACCAAGAGGUUGUCCAGAUGAUUGGAAGAGACCCUCGGUAUAGUCAACUGCUAUUGCCUUCUAUUGAGGAUUGUGUGAAGGAUGGUAUACAUACCCAAUCUCAGGCACUGGAGUUCCUUGAACAGAAGGUUUUGAUCUUUUCCCAAAAUUUAAAUGAAGGCCGUGCACUGAGCAUUCUCCGUGACACAUUUCUUGCAAACGUUCCUGUGCGUCAAAAUAAUUUUCGUCCAAAAUGCAUAUACGUUGCUGUAAUGUUGAGGCGCAUGAUGGAAGCAAUCUUAAACAAGGAUGCAAUGGAUGAUAAGGAUUAUGUGGGGAACAAAAGAUUGGAACUGUCUGGCCAAAUGUUGGCCUUACUUUUUGAGGAUUUAUUCAAGACAAUGAAUGAUGAAGCCUGCAAAGCAAUUGAUGAGAACUUAACAAAGCGACUGCUUUCUAGUCGAUUUGACAUUUCUCAGUAUAUUGUGAAAGAUAGAAUCACGGUUGGUCUAGAAAGAUCCCUUUCUACUGGGAAUUGGGAUGUCAAAAGAUUCAGGAUGCACCGGAAAGGAAUGACACAGGCUGUACAACGACUUUCAUACAUAGGUGCUUUAGGUCACAUGACAAGAAUCUCACCACAGUUCGAAAAAUCUAGGAAAGUUAGUGGACCUAGAGCAUUGCAACCGAGUCAGUGGGGCAUGUUGUGCCCCUGUGAUACUCCAGAAGGUGAAGCUUGUGGAUUGGUGAAAAAUCUGGCUCUGAUGACUCAUGUUACAACGGAUGAAGACGAAGGGCCCCUCAUGUCUCUGUGUUACUCUCUUGGUGUAGAAGACUUGGAGUUACUUUCUGGUGAAGAACUUCAUAUGCCAAACUCCUAUUUGAUCAUAUGCAAUGGAUUAAUUCUUGGAAAGCAUAGGAAGCCACAAAGAUUUGCCAAUGCAAUGAGAAAACUGCGCAGGGCUGGUAAAAUUGGCGAGUUUGUGAGCAUUUUUGUCAAUGAAAAGCAGCGUUGUGUUUACAUUGCUUCAGAUGGUGGACGUGUUUGUCGUCCACUUGUCAUUGCAGACAAAGGUGUGUCAAGGAUUAAGGAGCACCAUAUGAAGGAGUUAAAGGAUGGAGUGCGGACAUUUGACAGUUUUCUGAAGGAAGGCUUGAUAGAAUAUCUUGAUGUCAACGAGGAGAACAACACUUUGAUUGCUUUAUAUGAAGAGAAUGCUAAAGAGGUUACAACGCAUAUUGAAAUAGAGCCUUUUACCUUACUGGGUGUGGUUGCUGGGUUGAUUCCAUAUCCUCAUCAUAACCAGUCGCCAAGAAAUACAUAUCAGUGUGCUAUGGGAAAGCAAGCUAUGGGAAAUAUCGCUUACAAUCAGGCAAGUUAUUUUUUACGUAGGAUGGAUACUUUAAUGUAUCUUUUAGUUUAUCCGCAACGACCACUACUAACAACACGAACAAUUGAGCUGGUCAGCUAUGAUAAACUGGGAGCUGGACAAAAUGCAACUGUUGCAGUUAUGAGUUAUAGUGGCUAUGACAUAGAGGAUGCUAUAGUGAUGAAUAAAUCGUCCUUGGAUCGUGGUUUUGGACGUUGCAUUGUCAUGAAAAGAAUGACAGCCGUUGUCCAAACGUAUGAAAAUAAUGCAUCCGAUCGCAUUGUUAGGCCACAAAGAGGAGCUUAUGGGAUGCAGGUUUUGGAUGAUGAUGGAAUAGCAGCUCCUGGACAAAUUAUUCGGCCUGAUGACAUCUAUAUUAACAAGCAGACCCCCAAAGUCACUAGAGGGCAGCCCAACUCCCAUGUGGAACUGGCUGAUAGUGCAUACAAUCGAUCUCCCCAGACAUACAAAGGUCCUAAGGGGGAGACUCCUGUUGUGGAUAAGGUAGCACUUUGCUCGGACAGGAAUAACAACCUAUGCAUCAAGUUCAUGAUUCGACAUACUCGGAGGCCAGAGGUUGGUGACAAAUUUAGUAGUCGUCAUGGGCAAAAAGGAGUUUGUGGUACUAUUGUUCAACAAGAGGAUUUUCCCUUUUCAGAACGUGGAAUAUGUCCUGAUUUAAUCAUGAAUCCCCAUGGAUUUCCUAGCCGUAUGACUGUGGGGAAGAUGAUAGAACUUCUUGGUGGCAAAGCUGGAGUUUCAUGUGGUAGGUUUCAUUAUGGAAGUGCAUUCGGGGAGCCCAGCGGUCAUGCAGACAAAGUUGAGACGAUAAGUGAAACUCUUGUGAAGCAUGGUUUUAGCUACAAUGGCAAAGAUUUCAUCUACUCAGGCCUUACCGGUGAGCCACUGCAAGCUUAUAUUUUCAUGGGUCCAAUUUAUUACCAGAAGUUAAAACACAUGGUGUUAGAUAAAAUUCAUGCUCGAGGUACUGGACCCCGAGUUAUGAUGACUAGACAGCCUACAGAGGGGCGGAGUAGAAAUGGAGGUUUGCGAGUGGGGGAAAUGGAACGGGAUUGCUUAAUUGCAUAUGGAGCCAGUAUGUUGAUAUAUGAACGCUUGAUGAUAUCUAGUGACCCAUUUGAGGUUCAGGUGUGCCGGAAGUGUGGUCUCCUGGGCUAUUACAGCUUUAAGCUAAAGGCUGGCAUAUGCUCUACAUGCAAGAACGGAGAAAAUAUGUCUACCAUGAAUUUGCCCUAUGCAUGCAAACUUUUGAUCCAGGAGCUCCAGUCAAUGAAUAUCAUUCCUCGUUUAAAAUUAACUGAGGCUUGA
Striga hermonthica is the source of this 3441-nucleotide messenger RNA. The record is from the annotation of a GenBank genome assembly. Lineage: Eukaryota; Viridiplantae; Streptophyta; Magnoliopsida; Lamiales; Orobanchaceae.